CAUCAGGUGAACAUGCAGUAUGCAAAAAUAUUCGGAUAUUUUGUAAAAAUAAUAAUUAUCAAACAGUUUAUUGCCUUCUUUAAUUUUACCAUUCGCAAUGUGCACUGACCGUUUCGUGGCAUUUACACAAGACACCCCUUACUUUAUCAUACAGAAGCAGGUUAAGAGCGUGAACUCGACUUAAGGCAGCAGCAAGGUUUGAUCGGAAAUGAGUUAGAAGAGUCAGGGGCACGGGACCGGGAGACCUAUAGUCACGAGGUUGCUAUCCUCAGAUUUCUUGCAUGGCGGAAAUUAAGAGAAGCCGACUGCUGGACCAGAAUAGAAGAAAAAAACCCGUCACCAUGAUCACUUUAUCGUGCUCCAGGAUCGUUCUUCUGAGGAUAAGGUCAAAGAUGAAAUGGAUAACGACAUAGACCUUAAACGAAGACUUACUUCAGUCAGUGGCCUAACAACGAUAGAGUUGACUGUGAUAUGCGACUUCGAUUCAAACUUUGGAAGGAUUUUGUGCCAUUCUUCAUUUUGUUUAGCAGCGGCGACGCUAUGUAACAGGGUGAGUGAAGUUGAUCCCAUGAUGAUUAUAAUGUUUUGAACGAAUUAGAAAUGCUAAGACUAUCUGAUGAUGGUGAAUGACUCUAACUUGAGUUUGUUAUGGAUCAAUUUAGGCGGUUUGCUGUCAACACAUUUACACCUCCGCCCGGAUGUUCUAAGCGUCUUUAACUGCUAGACAAUGACAUCGCACAUGGGAUCUUCCUAAAAAGUGUAGCAAUUUCCUGGCCAAAUUCCAACUAUUGAGAAGGGGUUUUGGAUUUCCCCUCCCGCCUAUAGCUUAAACGAAUCCCUCGAGUGAGGCACUGUCAGAUUGCUGAAUAAUUCAUGCAACUCAACCAUAUUCAGCAAGGACGGGGACUAACAGGAGACAUUAUUAAAAACGUCAUCUUUGUCAAUUUGGUAACGUUCGUUUUCUUGUUAAUGUGUAAAGGGUAUUAAAUAUUAUGGCGAAAUUUAACCCAUUUUAGAUAAUCGGCUGCGACAGACAAAUUUGUUUGCACCGUUCUAUCGACAAGGUCGAAGUUUUUACUCAAGAAACAAAUCAAGAACGUUCAAGCCAAUGUGAAAAUCAGGGCAACAUUGAUGAUGGUGACAACGAAAUAGUCUAUCUGAGAGUACAUCAACUCGGAUGUAGGUUUCUGGACCAAUCCGGAUGGGUUGCAGAAGAUCACAGUUUCACAAUGAGAUUGUGGUUGAAAUUACGAAUAUGGCGAUCAGCAUUUGGACGAUACAUCUACCUUGGAUUACUAGGAUUUAUCAUUAUGUUUGGCAUGAGGAGGACUGGUGGAGAUCGAAACCAGAGAAGACCAUGGAGAUCAAUUACUCCUGUUGGAGAAGAUUCAGGACUAUUCAUGAAAAUGGCGUCAGUUAAUGCCAUCGUAGUCGAAAGAGAGAAUCGCCGGCAAAGACCAUUUGUUUAUCAUAAAGUUGAGGACAAUGAUCAUACAAGAUUGAUACGUGAUGCAACAAGUAUGCCUAGAUUAAUUAGAGACCAAGAAGGUUUGAAAAGUGACAAAACUCAUUCUGAUGAUGUAUACAACAAAGGUACAUACUUGUUGGAACCAACUGAUUCUCAUACCUACACCCAGUUGAACACACCGCGUAAUAUUUGCUUUGACCAUCGAGAAAUGCCGCGACGGGUGCCCAUGAUUAUAUUUGUGACAUCUGCUCUGGGUAAUCUGAAAAGAAGAGACCACAUUCGUGUGACGUACGGCAACAGCCAAGCCUGGGAAGUAUCAGAUGAACCCCUCGUCAGGACAGUGUUCAUGUUGGGAGCAACUGCCGAUCCGGUCCUGCAAGCCAAGAUCAACGCCGAGGCUCGUAUCUAUGGCGAUAUUGUCCAAGAAGAUUUCAUUGAUAGCUACUUAAACCUGACAAGGAAGACUGUCAUGGGUUUGAAAUGGGUAACGGAGCACUGUCAACACGCCAAGUUUGCCAUGAAAAUCGACGACGAUACGAUGCUCAACAAGGCUCGUAUCCUGGCAUUCAUCCUUAGGGCGCCCUCUCAUGGAGUCGUCAUCGGGAACCUGAACCUUGACAUGCCGGUUGUCCGAAGUAGGGUCGGGGACUGGGGGAAGUACCACAUCUCUGAGGAUUUUUAUCCUGCUUCGACGUACCCACCGUACCUCUCGGGUACAGCGUUCAUCAUGUCCACAGAUCUGGUGGAUUUGACGUUUCGUACCGCUUUGUCCACACCCCUGUUCCCCUGGGAGGACGUCUUCAUGGGCAUGUGUUGGAAAAAGAUUGGGGUCAAUCUCAUGCACGAUUACCAUUUUAUGUGUACUUCGAACACGGAAGAGUGUUACGGUGACAAAGAGUGGCCCAAGUAUACCGUCUUUGUUAAUUUACCUGCAGAGUAUAUGGUCCGGGUCUGGGUCGAAAGUACUGUCUACGCCGAAAAGCAGCUGUCAGACACUUGGAAAUAAUAUCUAUUACUUUAUGUUGCCAUAUACACUCUUAAUUCCAAUGAUUUGAAAUAAAUCCAGAUUGGCUGUGAUAGUACGACCAGCCGACUAUUAGAUAUAUAUUUAAACAGUAAAUUCAAAAUUCGGCAGGUCACUAUUCACAGCCGAUAUGGAUUUAUUUUAAGUCCUUAGAAUUUAGAGUGUACUAAAUAUGAUACGAAAUGCUGGAAGUAUUUUUAUUGCUGAUGACCUAAAUUCUAUAUGAAAUACAUAGAGCAUGCGUUCCUAUUGAUGAAAAAAGGGCACGUAUUUGAAUAAAAUUUUCAAUCACUGGAAUGUAUAUUUAACUAUCAAUGACACUGACCACCUGUUGAAAAGUACAUCAUAUUUUGUGGAAAAAAACUAAGUUGUUUGUUUUAUUUUUAUGUGCAAUACUAAAUGAAUCCAUCGAGGAUCAAGUUUAUGCGAUACUACUGAAAUAAAUGUAUGAAAUGUAUGAAAAUUAUGAAGUCAUACGAAUAAGAAUAUUUGAAAGAAAAUAUUAUUUUCUGUUUCAACUCAUACCCGUAUUCACUGCAAUGAAUACUUAAAGGACAAGUCCACCCCAACAAAAACUUGAUUUGAAUGAAAAGAGAAAAAAUCAGUAAGCAUAACACUG
Molecule: messenger RNA, 3111 nt
Organism: Lytechinus variegatus (green sea urchin)
Lineage: Eukaryota; Metazoa; Echinodermata; Echinoidea; Temnopleuroida; Toxopneustidae
Product: beta-1,3-galactosyltransferase 1-like
Exons: 2
Coding region: 1230-2474 (414 amino acids)
Cellular component (GO): membrane
Molecular function (GO): hexosyltransferase activity
Source: RefSeq, a predicted model, not a curated record